Ilex paraguariensis (yerba mate) is the source of this 390-nucleotide messenger RNA. NCBI's taxonomy places the organism in Eukaryota, Viridiplantae, Streptophyta, Magnoliopsida, Aquifoliales, Aquifoliaceae. The record is from the annotation of a GenBank genome assembly.
AUGUUUAGUUCCACAUUUGAGUUGAUCACUCUGGGUGCUUCCAAUUCUGCCGUCGUCUUUUGUUUCUGCAAUUUGAUCAUAGCCAUUCUGCUCGUUGGUAGCUCAAAACCCGGCUCACGCCUCAAUGAAGAUGAUGCUAUUCCUCCUGCAACAGUUGCCAAUGGAAACCAGAGUGACACGGGAAGAACAAAUGUCAAUAUUUCAUUUGGAAAGAAAAAUGCAUUGACAGACAGCAGCGAAGUGCCGUAUGUCAACGUAGCAGUGGUCAACGAUCAUGAAGGGAGUGACGAUGAAGGGAACGACGAUGAAGAAGAUGAUGAGCUGAGGAAAAGAGUGGAGGAGUUCAUUGAGAAAAUCAACCGAGGAUGGAGAAAAGAGAAAGGCUUGUAA